Messenger RNA from Cylindrotheca closterium, 1083 nucleotides. The record is from the annotation of a GenBank genome assembly. NCBI's taxonomy places the organism in Eukaryota, Bacillariophyta, Bacillariophyceae, Bacillariales, Bacillariaceae.
AUGUUCGGAAAAUAUAGCUCAAUCGUGAUCCUUGGCGCUCUCUUGGUGGCCCAAAUCAAUGCUUUUUCUUUGGAUAUGUCGGCUGGAAAAACCGCCGUCAUCGCUGGUGCAACUGGGUACAUUGGAAAGUCGACAGUUAGAGAAAGUGUUAGACAAGGAUACAAGACAAUUGCCCUUGUUCGCGACAAGAGCAAGGUUGAGUCUAAGGAAGGCAAAAUGUUGUACGGACAGUUCUUUGAGGGUGCCGAUAUUGUGGAGUGUGAUGUGACGAACCCAGCUCAGUUGACCAAGACUUUUGAAGAAAUCAAAGCCCAAAAUGGUGACAUCGAGGCCGUCAUCUCUUGCCUGGCCUCCAGAUCUGGAAUUAAGAAGGAUGCUUAUGCCAUUGACUACCAAGCCACCAAAAACUGUUUGGACUCUGGUAUUGCUACUGAUGCUCGUCACUUUGUGCUGUUGAGUGCCUUUUGCGUCAAGAAUCCUUGGUUGCAAUUCCAACAAGCCAAGCUCAAACUUGAGGCUGAUCUUCAGGCACAAGAAAAGAUGACUUACAGCAUCGUUCGACCGACCGCUUUCUUCAAGUCUGUUUCCGGUCAAUUAGAAGUUAUUCAACAAGGGGCUCCUUUUGUAAUGUUCGGCGAUGGAGAAGUCACCAGAUGUAACCCAAUUGCUGAGUCUGAAUUGGCAGAAUACUUGAUUAAUUGCAUUGCUGAUAAGACAAAGGAGAACGAGAUCUUGAACCUUGGAGGCCCAGACGAGCCAUUGACCAUGAAGAAGCAAGGAGAGAUGCUUUAUAAGGCUGUCGGAAAGGAACCAAACUUCUUCUUUGCCCCACUUUGGCUCUUUGACACCAUCAUUGAUAGUUUGCAAUGGGCGGCUGAUACUUUCAACAGUGAAAAGUUGGAGAAUGCUGCCGAGCUUGGUAGAAUCGGAAAGUACUAUGCCGUGGAAGAUAUGUUGACAACUGAUCCUUCAGAGAAGUUCGGAAAGAUCAGCCUCCAAGAGCACUACGACCGCAUCGCUGUUGAAGGACAAGAGUACGAUCCUUACACCACAAUGUUUGCCAAGGCACCAACUUCGGAUUAA